AUGUCAAGAAAUCAACCUGUUAUUUCUUCAUCUGAAGAUAACUCUGGAUCUAGUGAUUCUCAAAUAUCUGGAACUGAAAUUAAAACACAAAAACGACAAGGAUUUAUGAGUAGACGUAAUCGUCGAAGUCUGAAUUCUCAACCAUCUUCUCCUUUCUUUACAAAAGACAACGGUCGACCAAUUACUAUGACAGAAAUAUCUGGUAGUGAAUCAGCAAGUGUUUCAGAAAGUGGAAGGAAUGAAGUUGCUUCUGUUGGAGGAGGAGAAUGGAAUAGAAUUGCUGUAGAUAAAUUGUCACAAAAAAGUAGAAGACCAACAUAUGUCAUGAAGAAAUUAAAACAAGCUGGUAUUUCUUCAGAAAGUAAACUUGAAAAUGAAGUUGAUCUAGUUACACAACCUAUUAUUAAUGAUGACGAAUUUAUUAUUACUAAUCAAUUUAAGAGAGUUCGUGACUCUGAAGAUGGAGAAUUUAUUGAUGAUGAAAUUGAACAAAAGAAAUCAUUAACAAAUGUUUCAAACAAAAAAGAAUAUGAUGAGAAAGAAGAGUUAUUCAGACCAAAUUGGAUUAAAGCAGAACAAUAUGAUUUUUCUUCAAGAGGAAUAAAACCACGAGCAAUUUUUGCUGAAAACAAUGCAUGUUUAAUGAUUGAUUCACAUAAUUGUUUUUUGUUUAGAGAUAAUGAUUUUCAUAUGAUUCCUAAUUUAUAUAAAGAGACUAUUCAAAUGGGAAUUAUUGAUCCAACAGGAGUUCAUAUUAUUUUAUUGUAUUCAGGAAAUAAGAUGUCAUAUUGUGAACGUAUUAAAUUAUCUCCAGUAUUUUUUAAUGUCUCUUAUCCAGAAGAAGUUAUCAAAGCUUCUGGAAAUAAAGAAAUUAAAAUUUCUACUAUUCGUUUUGAACAAAAAGCAUCAAUGAACACCGAGCUUAAUUUGUUUGUUGGAACAAAUACUGGAUGUAUAUUUUCAUUAACUGUCCAUAUUAAGAAAAAUCCAAUUCAAACUACUUCAGUUUCUGUUUAUCCACUUCCAUUUGUUAAAGAUGAAAUUAAUGAACGGUCUUUAUCUCAAAGUGGUAAACAUAUAAAGUCAAAAAUUGAAUUAGUUAAAGAUAUCACUAAUUUUAAAAAUGAAGGGGAAAUUACAGAUAUUUUUUGGGUUAUUGGUUCUAUUUGUACAGUUAUUGUAGCAUGUACUAAUAGUGUUGUAUUUCAAAUUAUUAUUGAAACAAAAGGUUCCAACAAAUUUGUUUAUGUAAGUGAAGUAUCAAAUAAACCACCUUAUGAAAUUAUUGAAGGAAGUAAAGGAAUGAUGAUUGUUCAAUAUGAAGGAAUGACAGAAGAUGCAAUGAACUAUCGAUUAAGUUAUUUAACUGGACAAUAUAAAUUAAAAGAUGGAAGAAUUAGAAGGUCAUUAUUCCGUGGAAGUUAUGCAUUUUUUAGUAAUGAUAAAGAUAUUGAUAAAUUUAAUGAAAAAGGAAUUUCAAAUGAUUACGUUGAUUCAGACUUUGUUAUUGAAACACCUAAUCAAGUUUAUCAAUUAUAUCCAAAUUCAUUAGUUUGCUUUGAUUAUGACUACAACACUAGUUGUACUAAACUAGUUGAAGGAAAAUCAAUUUGUAUGACAUUAGAAAAGAAUAAUCCAGUUGAAAGGUAUAUUUGGGUAUGUACUGAAUAUUCAUUAUAUAAGAUACAUGCUGUUAAACCAGAUUACGAAGAAUUUUUUGAUGUUCAACUUAUUCAAAAUAUGAUGAAUGAUGAAACCUUAAUAUUUGUAUUAUUAAGAGCAUUAGAUAAAGUUAUUUGUGAUUCAACAAACAUCAAGUCUCGAUUACGAAUUUCAUUAUUAUAUACGUGGUGUGUAAUAUUAAUAUUGAAUAAUGUCAGAAUUCAAGACCAAAGAGAAUUAUUAAAGAAAAAAUUAACUUAUCUCCUUAAAAAACGAUUUUAUGCUAAGACAAUUAUUGAUAAAGAAAUUAUUCGUUAUUUAAUAAGAAAUUGUGGUGAUAGAGAAUUAUUUAUUUGGUAUUGUGAAACAAAUAAUGAUAUGGUUGGAUUACUUAAUUAUUACAUAGAAAAUUGUGAAUAUUCAGAAGGUAUUGAAGUAUUAAUUAAAAUGUAUUCUUCUGAAGAAGCUGAAGAACGAGAAGAGUGCAUUCAAUUAACUAAAAAAUAUUUUGGAGUAUUAUUUAGAGAAGAGCCAUUAUUAUUUAAUGAAUAUUUAAAAACAAGAGAUAUUUUUGGUGAAGAAUCAUUAUACACUGUUUUAAGUUUAGUUGGAGAAGAGAUUGAAUUUAAUAUUCUUCAACCAUUUAUUAGAAAUUUAAUUAACCAAAGAACUCAUGAUGGAAUGGAUGUUAGUGAAUUAUUAGAAAUUUUGUUUUGGAAAUACCUUAAAGAAGAACCAGGAGCAUCUGCUGAAUUAGAUAAAAAUAUGAACAGUUUAUUAUUUUCAAGAAUUAAUGUUCCUAUUACAAGCAUUUAUAUUAUUAGAGAAUUAAAAAGAAGAAGGAUGUAUCGUUCAUUGUCUUGUAUUUAUGAAAAUAAUGGAAAUUAUGCAGAAGCAAUUGAAAUGAAAGGAUUAAUGAUUAAACAAAGUGAUAAACAAUUGUCUCAACUUCAAGAUGAAAUUGAUAAAAUGUUUGAAUUAGUAGGAAAAGAACCAAAUGAACAAAAUAGAGAAACUUUAGUUGUUCAAGCAUUAAAAUGGUUUGUUGAUGCAUGUGAUACUGGUGUUGGAGAAAAAUAUGUUUUAGAUGUUAUUAAAAAUCAUAAAAUAUCAAUUCAAUCAGUAUUAGCAUCAUUACCAUUAAUUCUUCCAAGUUUUAGACAAUGGAAAUUAAAAGAUAUGAUGGAAAUGAUUGAUGCUAAAUUUAAAGAAUAUAAAACAAAUGGAGAUGAUUUAUUAAGUAUGGUUUUUCUUUCAAAUUCACAAGUUGCUGAAAUGUCUCAGAAACUUGCUCAAAAAGAAUUAUCAUUUGCUGAACCAUCAUUCCAGUACGUUGUUUAUUCUGAUGAUGAUGUAUGUAGUAUGUGUAGAAAAAAAUUAAAUCCUGCAGAGUCUCAACUUAUUAUGUUUUGUUGUGGUCAUAAAUAUCAUUGUGACUGUAUUAUCAAUGAACUUAAUCUACACAAAACUCCAUUUGCUGUAAAAGUUCUUACUGAGUAUGAAAAAGAUGAAGAUCUUAAUGUAUUAGCUAAUGAAUGUUUGUUAUGUAGUUGUCAUGCAACGGAAUUAACUCGAUUCUCACUUGAUGAAACUAAUGACGAUUCUUGGAAUCUUUAA
Molecule: messenger RNA, 3279 nt
Organism: Entamoeba dispar SAW760
Lineage: Eukaryota; Evosea; Mastigamoebida; Endamoebidae
Exons: 1
Coding region: 1-3279 (1092 amino acids)
Biological process (GO): endosome organization; organelle fusion; vacuole organization
Cellular component (GO): HOPS complex; endosome
Molecular function (GO): protein-macromolecule adaptor activity
Source: RefSeq, a predicted model, not a curated record